CGUCUGACAGGAUGACUUGCAUACCUGCAGUGCAGUGGACGGAGUAUCAAGCGCCGAGAGCCCGAUGCGAAACGCAAACUCCAUCAUCUGGGGGCCCUCAUCAGCUGCUUCUCAAGCAUAUAUAAAGUGAUACCUUUUCGAGCUGCGCGUCCAUGCAAUAUCACGUACGCUGGGAAGCUUAGACACCGUCGCUUCACAGACGAAGUGGUCUUUCCAGAAGUUGAAAUAGCCUCGAGCCCUCUGCGGCCGGUGCCGUCGCCGGCCCGGUCGAAAGAGGCGCGGAAGGCCCCAAACAAACCCAUGAGGAAACCCGUCGGAGAGGUUCAAAACUUGUGUGCCAUGUGAGUUUUGUGCCGGGUUUGUACUGCUCGCGGUUCCUUUUGGGACAUGGCAGCCGACGCGUCUGUAUCGAUGUAAAGCAGGGUUUGUGAUUGAUAAUCGUCCCUAAAGAUGGAUUCAGGAGCCGGCAACGAGAGCGGCAAACUGUUAGAUAUUGAGCUUGACGUCCUGGCACAACAACCCCGGCUCAAUCGGUUGUACACUCAAGUCACGUUAUGUUUCGGACUUCCCAAUGACUCCCCCUUGCUUGAGUCAAAGAUCAUCAACAACCUGAAGAGAGGGAUUGAUCGGCUGACUGCGAGUUUCCCAUGGGUCGCAGGAAUCGUCGUCAGCGAUAAUGGUGCAUUCAAGAUCCGCCAGUCUCAGGACUCCUUGGCUCUUGUUGUCAAAGACUUGAGGAAUGACCCCGACUUCCCUACAUGGGACAUCCUCAGCAGAUCCAGUUUCCCAUUCAGCAUGCUCAAUGAGGACAUCAUUGCACCUCACAGGACACUCGCAGACUCCGACACGAGCACUUCAGGGCUGCCAGUGUUUCUAAUCCAAGCCAACUUCAUCAAAGGAGGUCUUCUCCUCACUUUUAACGCCCAGCACGGGUCAAUGGAUAUGGCUGGUCAAUCCCAAAUCAUGCGACUUUUCGCAAAAGCUUGCCGCGAUGAACCCUUUACACCCUCAGAAAUUGCCAUUGGCAAUCUGGAUCGCAAGACCAUCAUCGAUAUCCUCGACGAUGACAGUGAUGACGAGUUGCCCAAGCAUACUAAAAAGACUGUAUCACAAGGACAAUCAAAGCAACCUGGAUCGCCAGAACAUCUGGUGUGGGCGUACUUUAUCUUCUCUGCCAACUCACUUGCGGCCCUCAAAGCUCUCGCCACGGAGGCAGUCCCGGCAGACAACUUCGUUUCGACAGACGACGUUCUGAGCGCGUUCACAUGGCAGUCAAUAUGCAGAGCACGCAUGGCACACUUGGCCGACCAGCAAAGCCGCGCCUCAACACUCUCCCGAAACGUCGACAUGCGGCGCUGCUUGUCCAUCCCUCCCACAUACCCAGGCUUUGUCACACAUUCGACCGUGCACACGUCGCCUGUCGAUGUUUUGGUACAGGAAUCAGUAGGUUCUGUCGCGCUCCGCCUUCGCUCGGCCCUCAACGGCCCGACAGUGAGCCAUCAGACGAGGCUGCAAGCAACUCGAAUCAAAGGCGGUAAGGACAUGGCGGCGUUCGCGACCUCGAGCGUGCCCAAGCUUGACGUGCGGCUGAGUUCUUGGGCCAAGGAGAAGUGCUACGAUCUUGACUUUGGUUUCGGCAAGCCAAGUGCCGUGCGGAGACCGCGGUUCACCCAGGGCGCCAGGGAGGGACUGGUGUAUUUCCUACCGAAGGCGCUGGGUGGUGAGAUCGCGGUGGGAGUAUGUCUGAGGGGGGAGGACAUGGAGAGACUUAGGACGGAGGAGGAGUUUGGCCGGCUUGGCACGUAUAUUGGAUGAGAGGAUGGUAUGUUGCUUACGCCCUCCCGGCCUGGCUUGUCCUGUCCGCGAUUCUCUCAUGCGACGGUGGCAGCGUUACCCACUGCUACCGGGC
Messenger RNA from Exophiala viscosa, 1909 nucleotides. RefSeq names its product transferase family-domain-containing protein. The transcript has a single exon. The coding region runs from base 451 to 1815 and encodes 454 amino acids. NCBI's taxonomy places the organism in Eukaryota, Fungi, Ascomycota, Eurotiomycetes, Chaetothyriales, Herpotrichiellaceae. The record is from RefSeq and is a predicted model, not a curated record.